GGAGCUUAAUGCUUGGAGCAGCCGCGCGCCUCCUCUGUCUCCGGUCCGCACGUACGGUAAAGAACAUGGCUGCACUGGAACUCUUCCUCCUCGCUCUCGCGGUCUCUCACGGGACCAGCGCUGACAUCAUCCUGACUCAAAGUCCCACAGUGGAGUCGGUCACGGUCGGAGGGAGUGUCACUCUCAACUGCAGGUCCAGCAGCUCUGAUUUUACCAGUAGCUUAGCCUGGUAUCUGCAGAAACCCGGAGAAAGGCCUAAACUCCUGAUCUACUCCGCGAAUAGCAGAGCAACAGGGACACCAACCCGAUUCACCGGUAGCAGGUCUGGAACCAACUUCAUGCUGAAAAUCAGUGGGGUCCUGGCUGAAGAUGCAGGAGAUUACUACUGUCAGCAAUACUAUGAGAUUCCAUACACUUUUGGUGGCGGUACUAGACUGGAUGUUGGAAGUAACACCCGCCCAGCCCUUAAUGUCCUGUCCCCCUCGAACGCGGAGCUGACCAGCAAGGGGACGGCGACUCUGAUUUGCAUAGCCAACAGGGGCUUCCCUUCAGACUGGACGCUGAGCUGGAAGGUGGACGGGCAGGGCAAGACCUCCGCCCCCGGCAGAGGAGUCAUGGAGAAGGACGGUCUGUACAGCUGGAGCAGCACUUUGACCCUCACUGCUGACGAGUGGGCCAAGGCGGCGUCGCUCACCUGCGAGGCCUCCCAGGGGUCUCAAUCUCCGGUCACUCAGACGCUUCGGAAAGCCGACUGCACCGAGUAGACCAAGUGCCAAGCGGCCGAUCGCUGAUUUUUUCACUGCUCUACAGCAUAUGCAGCUUCUCUCCAUAAUAACGAUCGAUCACAAUGGCUUUGCUCGUCGUAUGCAGGUUAUCGUUGCAACCACUAAUGUGCACAGCUUUAGUUCACUGUUAGAUAUGUAUGUGUUGAUUGAUGGCUUAUAAUUAUAAACAAUAAACAAAUAUGUGAAUCAUA
Anguilla anguilla (European eel) is the source of this 976-nucleotide messenger RNA. RefSeq names its product immunoglobulin kappa light chain-like. The record is from RefSeq and is a predicted model, not a curated record. Gene Ontology annotation, biological process: immune response; immunoglobulin production. The transcript is spliced from 4 exons. Lineage: Eukaryota; Metazoa; Chordata; Actinopteri; Anguilliformes; Anguillidae. The coding region runs from base 9 to 764 and encodes 251 amino acids.